Amaranthus tricolor (Joseph's coat) is the source of this 1377-nucleotide messenger RNA. RefSeq names its product putative L-ascorbate peroxidase 6. Gene Ontology annotation, molecular function: heme binding; peroxidase activity. NCBI's taxonomy places the organism in Eukaryota, Viridiplantae, Streptophyta, Magnoliopsida, Caryophyllales, Amaranthaceae. The record is from RefSeq and is a predicted model, not a curated record. Gene Ontology annotation, biological process: response to reactive oxygen species; cellular response to oxidative stress; hydrogen peroxide catabolic process. The transcript is spliced from 10 exons. Bases 19 to 1083 code for a protein of 354 amino acids.
AGAUAUUAACCGUUCCAAAUGGAUGAGAUUAUUGUCCAAAACCGUUGGCUGAAGAUGACGACCAUUGGCUCCGAAUUGCCAACAUUACGCCAUUGUUUUGCCACCCGAAUAUCAUCUUAUUCUUCAUCAAAUUCAUCAUUUUCCCACAAAAAUUUAAAAAUUCCCACUAAAUUUCGUCCAACGACGGUCAAAUUUAGCGCCAAAGCUGCUCCAUGUACCAUUCCCAACUCCGCAAUUACACCCACUUCAGAUAAUCAUGGUAAAUUCAAUUCAUGUAGGAGAAGAGGACUCGUUUUCCUUUCGGUUGCUUUACCUUUUCUUUUUCCUUUGCAACAAUAUGUCAAAGGUUUCACUGUUGAAGCAGAAGAGGUCGGAACUCCUGAUUAUCGACUUAUAAAGGAGGAGAUAAGGAAGGUUUUGUCUAAAGGAAAGGCAGCUGGUGUACUUCGUCUUGUGUUUCAUGAUGCAGGAACCUUUGAACUCAGAGAGAAUUCAGGCGGUAUGAACGGUUCUAUUACAUAUGAACUUGAAAGGCCAGAGAAUAAAGGGCUCAAAAAAUCUUUGAAGGUUAUUUCGAAAGCCAAAGACGUGCUGGACGAAAUGCUAUCAGUGUCAUGGGCAGACAUGAUUGCUGUGGCUGGAGCCGAGGCAGUCUCGAUUUGCGGAGGUCCAGAGAUCCCUGUUCGAUUAGGGAGACUUGAUUCGCAGACUCCUGAUCCUGAAGGUAGACUACCCGAGGAAUCACUGGAUGCACCGAGAUUGAAGCAAUGUUUUCAAAUAAAAGGCUUUUCGACUCAAGAACUCGUCGCACUAUCAGGGGCUCAUACUCUGGGAAGUAAAGGAUUUGGCAGCCCAUUUGUAUUUGACAAUUCAUACUACAAAAUACUCCUCGAAAAACCAUGGAUGUCAUCAGCUGGAAUGUCAAGUAUGAUCGGGCUUCCUUCAGACCGCGCAUUAGUCGAAGAUGAUGAAUGCUUAAGAUGGAUUAGAAAUUACGCGAAUGAUCAAGAUUUGUUUUUUGAGGAUUUUAAGAAUGUAUACAUCAAGUUAGUCGAUUCUGGUGCAAGGUGGAAAGCUAUAUGAACUGCAGCUUCUUUGAGAAACAAGUAUGGUUGUUGAAUCAAAUCAUGAAAAGGAUUUUUGCACUUUUUACUGCUGUUAGUGAAGAGUAAUUGAGCAUAUUAUAGAAUGGUUAGAUCAAUCAUAUUAUUUGUAGCACUUUUAUACUCUUAUCUUUUAUACUCUUAUCUUUUUUGGUGGAAUUGCUAGAUUUAUCUGGAACGGAAACUUAAAAAGUUUGUGAUCUAAGUCAUUUGAUAUGGUAUCUGAAGUCGAUGACGGAUAUAAAUCUUAUUAUCUCUUCUUUUAUCUCUUUUA